Molecule: messenger RNA, 5379 nt
Organism: Phyllostomus discolor (pale spear-nosed bat)
Lineage: Eukaryota; Metazoa; Chordata; Mammalia; Chiroptera; Phyllostomidae
Gene: CDC42BPG
Product: CDC42 binding protein kinase gamma
Exons: 37
Coding region: 177-4865 (1562 amino acids)
Biological process (GO): peptidyl-threonine phosphorylation; actomyosin structure organization
Cellular component (GO): cytoplasm; cytoskeleton
Molecular function (GO): protein serine/threonine kinase activity; ATP binding
Source: RefSeq, a predicted model, not a curated record
GGGCGGGGCGCCCAGGUGAGGGCGCGCAAGCUGCCGCGGAGGAAGGUGACAGCGGGGAGGGCGGGAGGGUGGGGGGAGGACGCGCGAAGGAUCCGAGGACCGACAGACUGACGGACCGACGGGCAGGUAUGCGGAUGGCCCGGCUCUAGUCCGGGCGCAGAGCUUCGGCCGCAGCCAUGGAGCGGCGGCUGCGUGCGCUGGAGCAGCUGGUGCGGGGCGAGGCCGGCGGCGGCCCGGGACUCGACGGCCUCUUGGAUCUGCUGCUGGGGCUGCACCACGAGCUCAGCAGCGCCCCCCUGCGGCGAGAGCGCAGCGUGGCGCAGUUCCUGAGCUGGGCCAGCCCCUUUGUAGCAAAAGUGAGAGAGCUGCGGCUGCAGAGGGACGACUUUGAGAUCUUGAAGGUGAUCGGCCGAGGAGCCUUCGGGGAGGUCGCCGUGGUGCGGCAGCGGGACAGCGGGCAGAUCUUUGCCAUGAAAAUGCUGCACAAAUGGGAGAUGCUGAAGAGGGCCGAGACAGCCUGCUUCCGGGAGGAGCGGGACGUCCUGGUCAAGGGGGACGGCCGUUGGGUGACCGCUCUGCACUACGCCUUCCAGGACGAGGAGUACCUGUACCUGGUGAUGGACUACUACGCCGGUGGGGACCUCCUCACUCUGCUGAGCCGCUUUGAGGACCGCCUCCCGCCCGAGCUGGCCCAGUUCUACCUGGCGGAGAUGGUGCUGGCCAUCCACUCUCUGCACCAGCUGGGUUACGUGCACAGGGAUGUCAAGCCGGACAAUGUCCUGCUGGACACGAACGGGCACAUCCGCCUGGCGGACUUUGGCUCCUGCCUGCGUCUCAACAACAACGGCAUGGUGGAUUCGUCGGUGGCAGUGGGGACUCCCGACUACAUCUCCCCCGAGAUCCUGCAGGCCAUGGAGGAGGGCAAGGGCCACUACGGCCCGCAGUGCGACUGGUGGUCGCUGGGGGUCUGCGCCUACGAGCUGCUCUUUGGGGAGACGCCCUUCUACGCCGAGUCCCUGGUGGAAACCUACGGCAAGAUCAUGAACCACGAGGACCACCUGCAGUUCCCCUCGGACGUGCCCGACGUGCCGGCCAGCGCCCAGGACCUGAUCCGCCAGCUGCUGUGCCGCCAGGAGGAGCGCCUGGGCCGCGGGGGGCUGGACGACUUCCGGAACCACCCCUUCUUCGAAGGGGUAGACUGGGAGCGGCUGGCGACCAGCACCGCCCCCUACAUCCCUGAGCUUCGAGGGCCUAUGGACACCUCCAACUUCGACGUGGACGACGACACCCUCAACCACCCGGGGACCCUGCCACCACCCUCCCACGGGACCUUCUCGGGCCACCACCUACCGUUUGUGGGCUUCACCUACACCUCAGGCCGUCCGGGCCCUGAGAGCAGCCCCGAGCCGCUGGCUGCCCUGGAGCGGAAGCUCCGCUGUCUGGAGCAGGAGAAGACGGAGCUGAGCCGGGAGCUCCAAGAGGCCCUGCACAUUGCCCCGGACCAUCAGGAGCGGGAGCAGCUGCGGAAGGAGGUUCAGACCCUGCAGGACAGGCUGUCAGAGACGCUGAGGGACAGCAAGGCCCCCUUGUGCCAGACGGACGGGCCCCCUGCUGGUAGCCUAGGCCGGGACAGUGACCUACGGCAGGAGAGAGACCAGCUUCUCCAGGAGCUGGCUGAAGCUCGGGCAGGGCUGCGGGCGCGGGAGAAGGAGCUGUGCAGCGCCCAGGGGCGGCAGGAGGAGCUGCUCCAGAGGCUGCAGGAGGCCCAGGACAGAGAGGCGGCUGCGGCCAGCCAGACCCAGGCCCUGGGCUCCCAGCUGGAGGAAGCCCAGGCCGCCCGGAGGGAGCUGCAGGCCCAGGUGGCCGCCCUGAACCGGGAGGUGGCGCGGCUUCAGAGACAGCGGGAGCGAAGCCUCGGGAAGGCGUCCGCCCGGGUCAAGACCGUCCACACUGCCUCUGAGACCAACGGCACGGGGCUGCCCGAGGACGGGCCUCAGGAGGCACAGCUGAGGAAGGAGCUGGCCGCCCUGCGCACGCAGCUGGAGCAGGCCCGUGGCCCCGGGCCCAGUGGAAAGGAGGCCCUCUGCCGGCUGCAGGAAGAGAACCGGCGGCUGAGCCGGGAGCAGGAGCGGCUGGCGGAAGAGCUGGAGCGGGAGCAGCAGAGCAGGCAGCGCCUGGAGGGCGAGCGGCGGGAGACGGAGGGCAACUGGGAGGCCCAGAUUGCAGACAUCCUCAGCUGGGUAAAUGAUGAGAAGGUCUCAAGAGGCUACCUGCAGGCCCUGGCCUCCAAGAUGGCCGAGGAGCUGGAGUCCCUGAAGAACGUGGGCACCCAGACACCGCCCGCGCAGCCGCUGGACCACCAGUGGAAGGCGAGGCGGCUGCAGAAGAUGGAGGCCUCGGCCCGGCUGGAGCUGCAGUUGGCCUUGGAGGCCGAGAUCCGGGCCAAGCAGGGCCUGCAGGAGCGGCUGACGCAGGUGCAGGAGGCCCAGCUGCAGGCCGAGAGCCGUCUGCAGGAGGCGGAGAAGCAGAACCGUGGCCUGCAGCAGGAGCUGGCUGCACUCCGGGAGGAGCUGCGGACCCGCGGGCCCGGAGACACCAAGCCUUCAAACUCCCUGAUCCCCUUCCUGUCCUUCCGGGGCUCAGAGAAGGACUCUGCCAAGGACCCUGGCAUCUCAGGAGAGGCGCCGAGACCCGGAGUGGAGCCGGAGCUGAGGCCGGAGGGCCGACGCAGCCUGCGCAUGGGCGCUGUGUCCCCCAGGCCACCUGCUGCUACCGCGGCCCCUGCAGAAAGUCCUCCUGCCAAGCCCGGGUCACAUGUGCUGCGCCCCCGGAGCUUCCCAUCCCCCACCAAGUGUCUGCGCUGCACCUCGCUGAUGCUGGGCCUGGGCCGCCAGGGCCUGGGCUGUGACGCCUGCGGGUACUUCUGUCACUCAACUUGUGCCCCUCAGGCGCCCCCCUGCCCUGUGCCCUCUGACCUCCUCUGUGCGGCCCUGGGAGUGCACCCCGAAACCGGCACAGGCACUGCCUAUGAGGGCUUCCUGUCGGUGCCACGGCCCUCGGGCGUCCGGCGGGGCUGGCAGCGGGUGUUCGCUGCCCUCAGCGACUCGCGCCUGCUGCUGUUCGACGCUCCGGACCCUCGGCUCAGCCCGGCCAGCGGGGCCCUCCUGCAGGCACUGGAUCUGAGGGACCCCCAGUUCUCAGCCACCCCUGUCCUGGCUUCUGAUGUCAUCCACGCCCAGUCCAAGGACCUGCCACGCAUCUUUAGGGUGACAGCCUCCCAGCUGACGGUGCCGCCUGCCACGUGCACCGUGCUGCUGCUGGCGGAGAGCGAGGGCGAGCGGGAGCGCUGGCUGCAGGUGCUGGGCGAGCUGCGGCGGCUGCUGCUGGACGCUCGGCCGAGGCUCCGGCCCGUGUACACGCUCAAGGAGGCCUACGACAACGCGCUGCCGCUGCUGCCCCACACGCUCUGUGCCGCCAUCGUCGGCCCUCUGACCCCUGACUCCUUCCCGUUACCAGACCAGGACCGGCUGGCUCUGGGCACUGAGGAGGGGCUGUUUGUGAUCCACCUGCACAGCAACGAGAUCUUCCAGGUGGGCGAGUGCCGGCGGGUGCAGCGGCUGGCCGUGAGCCCCACGGCGGGCCUUCUGAUCGUGCUGUGCGGCCGCGGCCCCAGCGUGCGCCUCUUCCCCCUGGCCGAGCUGGAGAGCAACGAGGUGACGGGCGCCAAGAUCCCCGAGUCUCGGGGCUGCCAGGCGCUGGUGGCCGGACGCAUCCUGCAGGCCCGCACCCCCGUGCUCUGUAUAGCCGUCAAGCGCCAAGUGCUCUGCUACCAGCUGGGCCCGGGCCCGGGGCCCUGGCAGCACCGCAUCCGUGAGCUGCAGGCGGCAGCACCCGUGCAGAGCCUGGAGCUGCUGGGGGACCGGCUGUGCGUGGGCGCCGCCGGGGCCUUCUCCCUCUACCCGCUGCUCAAUGAGGCUGCGCCCUUGGCGUUGGGGGGUGGUCUGAUGCCCGAGGAGCUGCCGCCGUCGAGAGGGGGCCUGGGCGAGGCGAUGGGCGCCGUGGAGCUCAGCCUCAGCGAGUUCCUGCUCCUCUUCACCACUGCUGGGGUCUACGUGGACAGCGCCGGCCGCAAGUCCCGCAUCCACGAGCUGCUGUGGCCAGCACUGCCCACGGGCUGGGGCUACGCCGUCCCCUACCUGACGGUGUUCAGUGAGAACUCCAUCGAUGUGUUUGACGUGAGGAAAGCGGAAUGGGUGCAAACCGUGCCGCUCAAGAAGGUGCGGCCCCUGAACCUGGAGGGCUCCCUGUUCCUUUUCGGCACCGAGAAGGUCCGGCUGACCUACCUCAGGAACCGUCUGGCAGAGAAGGACGAGUUCAACAUUCCCGACCUCACCGACAACAGCCGGCGCCAGCUGUUCCGCACCAAGAGCAAGCGCCGCUUCUUUUUCCGCGUGUCGGAGGAGCAGCGGCAGCAGCAGCGCAGGGAGAUGCUGAAGGACCCUUUUAUGCGCUCCAAGCUCAUCUCACCGCCCACCAACUUCAACCACCUGGUGCACGUGGGCCCCACGGACGGGAAGCCCAGAACCAGGGACCUGUCCCCGCAGGCUCCUGAAGCGAAGGGCCGAGGUGCCCGCAGCUCCGUCCCACAGCGGCCCCACAGCUUCUCCGAGGCCUCGCGGCGCCCAGCCUCCACGGGCAGCGAUGGGAACGCGGACGCCAUGAAGAGAAAGCCUUGGACAUCUCUGUCCAGUGAGUCCGUGUCCUGUCCCCAGGGAUCCCCGAGCCCUGCACCUUCCCUGGUACAGGUCUCGGAGCGGCCCCGGAGCCUCCCCCUGGCCCCCGAGGAAUCGGAGAGCUCCCCUUGACACCCUCGGGCAGGGCCCACCCACAUCCCAGGACUGAGAUGUGAGGGAGCAAAGACCUCGAGGAAUGCCAUGCUCCGGCUGGUCCGGGACGCGUGGGAAUUCGGACUCAGGGAGAGCCCGCGCUGGAUAGAGGCUGGGAGGCCGGUGUGGGUCCCCAGCACCCGGGGAGCCUGACUCCCAGCCCUCACCCCGCCUUUAUCCUCUGCUCCCAGCCCGACCUGCACUCGCCACUGGGAAUAGAAUGGUCCGCCCUCUGCCCCGGGGGCCCCUUCUGUCCCCGUGUGCACUGAUGAUUGUGCCAAAACUCUCGUUUUUUUGCGCCAGGCCUUGGGAGGCUUACAAGCAAGAGUCGGGGUGAGGGGCAGAGGAGGCUGGGUCCCUGGGAGCGGUCUCAGGUCUGGGCUGUGUGCGUCUGGCCCCCAGCGAGGCCACGGUGGGGCAUAUCCCAGGCUCUGCUCGGGGCCGGGCUCUGGUCUCGAGGAAAGGAAGCUGGAGAAGCAGGGGGAAGGAUGUA